Aspergillus ochraceoroseus IBT 24754 is the source of this 1335-nucleotide messenger RNA. RefSeq names its product Zn(II)2Cys6 transcription factor. Lineage: Eukaryota; Fungi; Ascomycota; Eurotiomycetes; Eurotiales; Aspergillaceae. Gene Ontology annotation, biological process: aflatoxin biosynthetic process; regulation of transcription by RNA polymerase II. The record is from RefSeq and is a predicted model, not a curated record. Gene Ontology annotation, molecular function: DNA binding; zinc ion binding; DNA-binding transcription activator activity, RNA polymerase II-specific. Gene Ontology annotation, cellular component: nucleus. The transcript has a single exon. The annotation marks the transcript as partial.
CCUCGUUUACCGAAUGGACAACAACCCCGAAAGCUGCGCGACAGCUGCAUUCAUUGUGCGAACUCCAAAGUCAAAUGCAAUAAAGAAAAGCCGGUAUGUGGUCGUUGUGUGCGACGUCGUCUGAUAUGCGAAUAUAAGGUGUCUCGACGAACUGGUCGUACCUCACGUACUACCAACCAGAUAUCCGGGGCGUCGACAGCAUCAUCCAAGACCAACAGCACCACAGCAACAUCGCCCACAUCUCACACAACGAAUAUCGACGCCUGCUCUGGUGUUUUGUCCGCUGGCCUUGUCACAAGUGCUCCUUCUCAGACGCCUUUAUUAACACCCAGUACAACUCUUCCUACAGCCCAUUCUUCCCCGGAACACUGUCCACCCCACACACCAGACAUCUGGCGCUCUAUUCUCUCGCCGAGUGCAUUAGGCCCGGAUGUCGAGGCGUUUUCCUCGCUCAUGCCCAUGGGGGUGGAUGUCGGGGACAUAUUCGCCUCGGUAAUACCAUCCCCCCAACUCGACGCCUGCGACUUGGAUGCCCUCCCCGCUCAGGGCUUGAGGGAUAGCCUCUCAAUUGCCGACCAACCACUAUUCCCUGCACCAGGGCUUGUCGAUGCUGAGAAUAUAGGCUUUUCAAGUCCCUCAUUGAAACCACCAACUUGUUGUUUGACCGUUGUGCUAAAUAUCCUCACCAAUCUAUUCCCGAACGCACCGACGGCGUGUAGGCGGCCCGGAAAUCAGCCAGGUCCUAGUCAAGUUCGAACAAUAGAGUCUGUCAUCUCACAAAACAAAGAAAUCAUUGACACUAUCAAUACCAUUCUAGAUUGUCCCUGCUCGCAGGAUGAAUACGUGAUAUCCAUCGUAUCCUUGGCUGUAUUCAAGCUUAUGGGGUGGUAUGUCGCUGCAGCAAGAGAUAGCACCUCAACCUUCGAAGACAUGAUGGGAUGGGGCACGGAUUUCACCACCCACUUGGAUCGGUCAAGCCCUGCUUCGUUCCAUGAACAAGUCUUGCAUUUGCCUACUGUCGUCGGCAAUUAUUGCAUCGAGGGCAAUGAUCAAAGUCGGAUGGCGGCACAACUCGUCCUUAGCGAGCUGCAUCGGGUACAGCGCCUGGUCAAUGUGCUGUCCGCUCGGUUAGAAAGUAUUCGACAGAGAACUUGUCUCUCAUCAAAUUCUAUAUCCAGUUCCAACAGCAAAACUGACCUGGGCGAUAUCUCGCUACAUGGUGGAAUGCGGGCAUCUCCAUUCUCGGGUCCAACCUUCUCACAGUUGGAAGAAGAUCUUCGCAAGCGCCUUCGCGCCAUAUCCUCUGAGACGAUUGAAAUCCUUCGUCGAGCAUAG